Molecule: messenger RNA, 1222 nt
Organism: Beta vulgaris subsp. vulgaris (sugar beet)
Lineage: Eukaryota; Viridiplantae; Streptophyta; Magnoliopsida; Caryophyllales; Amaranthaceae
Product: nuclear cap-binding protein subunit 2
Biological process (GO): mRNA cis splicing, via spliceosome
Cellular component (GO): nuclear cap binding complex
Molecular function (GO): RNA cap binding
Source: RefSeq, a predicted model, not a curated record
GUUGCCUUAUAUAAUAGAGAUGGAGUAAUGAGUAUUCACAACACCCUGCCCAAACCCUGAACUUUAGAAACCUCUCACUCGAACGCAUACGGAGACUCAGGCUCGAAUGGUUCUUCAAAGCUCGUUCCACGUUUAGAUUACAAAUCUUUUGAGACCCGUCUCUUUCGUAAUUAUUCCUGUUUUCUGGAAUAUAAAUGGCUUCUUUGUUCAAGGAUCUAAAUAAGCUCUCAGCUUAUCGGGAUAGGAGAUUUCCUGGAUCACAAGAAGAAUUAGAAGCACUAAAGAACUCAACUACUGUUUAUAGAAACAUGUCUUUCUACACAACAGAAGAGCAAGUUUAUGAGCUGUCUCGGGUUGGAGAGAUUAAAAAGAUGAAUGGUUUGGAUAAGAAUUCAAAAACCCCUUGUGGAUUUGUUUUAUAUUACUCCAGAGAAGACACCGAAGAUGCUGUGAAGUAUAUAAGUGGGACUAUACUUGAAGAUCGUCCUAUCCGUGUGGAUUUUGACUGGGGUUUCCAAGAGGGUAGGCAGUGGGGACGUGGUCGAAGUGGUGGUCAGGUGCGUGAUGAAUAUCGAACGGACUAUGAUCCUGGUAGAGGUGGUUAUGGAAAAUUGGUCCAGAGAGAGCUUGAGGUGCAGAGGACGCUUGUAGACUAUGGUGCUGGAUCUUUGGGAGGUUUUCAGCCAGUUGCGCCAUCUCACUAUGGUCGACAUGAAAGGAGCCAUGGUCAUGGAGGCUCUUAUCGGCAGGGCAGAGAUCACCAUCGGAAGCGACAUCGUGAGGAUGAACGUCAUCCUGCUGACAUGCCAAAGAGAAACGAACAGGAACCACGUAGAAACUCUGAUCAUGAAUCUAGACCGGAGAAAAAUCCGCGAUUCCGUGAAAGUGGGGACUCCGAUGAUGAUGACGAUGAUGACCAGAAGCGUCGUACUUAGGUUAACUAGGUGAUAACAUUGUUGAUGAUUCAAGCUCAAGAAUGUUUAGAUUGCAAAGGAACUGUAACCUCUGUUAAUUUGAUAGAUAGUAGUUUAAAUCUUUCUGUUAAAUACUCUCCACAUCAUUUUAGGUUUUAAGAUCCCAAACACUUGUUCAUGCAGCAACUGUGUGAAAUGGUGCAACACAGUAACACUCUUGAUACCAACUUGCACCUGAAUUCUUUCUUGUCCUUAUUCUGAGUUCCUUUGCUUCAAUCUGCUAAAUAUAAUUCUUUAUUUAUGGACCA